Messenger RNA from Fulvia fulva, 1581 nucleotides. RefSeq lists its product as uncharacterized. Gene Ontology annotation, cellular component: cytosol; peroxisomal membrane. Gene Ontology annotation, molecular function: ATP binding; ATP hydrolysis activity. The transcript has a single exon. Bases 1 to 1581 code for a protein of 526 amino acids. The record is from RefSeq and is a predicted model, not a curated record. NCBI's taxonomy places the organism in Eukaryota, Fungi, Ascomycota, Dothideomycetes, Mycosphaerellales, Mycosphaerellaceae. Gene Ontology annotation, biological process: protein import into peroxisome matrix.
AUGGGCGACUACGGCAGCAGCUCCGAAAAUGACAACGCUAGCACACUCUUCGGCCGCACCAAGGCACUGUUCUCUGCAAAGACUGCCAACACAGAGCUGAACAUCGUGGAGGCCAUCCGCUCAAUCUACCCCGACAAGCACGUAACACCCGUGCACAAAGGCUUUGCCAACCUCACCGAAUUUGCCCAAGCAGGUCAUGCUACGGCGACGUUGAGGCGUGAUGGUAACGAAUACCUUCACAACCGCCAAUACAUACCACCAGCCAGCCGCAUGGAAUCUGGAGAUGGCAAGCUGGUCGAGAGCGUGAAGCUCGGCCUUUACGACUACACACAUCAAGAUCAGACCUGCCUGGUCUACUACGCAGAAUGGUCUUCUAGUUGUGGCACGACCAUGAUGUAUUUCGUCUUGACUCCUGCCAGUGCUGCUUCUGCCGAGUGCUCCGAGCAAGCCGACAACCUGAUCAAAGCAGCAGGCAAGUGGUCCUCUCAGCUGCACGAGGAAGUGUAUGUCUUUGACUCUGGUCGUUGGAUGAAAGACCACAAGCUGUGGGAGGCAGUACAGAACUCAUACUGGGACGAUGUCAUCCUGGACCCUGCCAUGAAAGACACCCUCAUCAACGACGUCGAGAACUUCUUCGACUCUCGUGCCGUGUACGAGGAGUACUCUGUGCCGUGGAAACGCGGCAUCAUCCUUCACGGCACACCAGGAUGCGGAAAGACCAUCAGUAUUAAAGCAUUGAUGAACAGCCUCCAGAAGCGCAACGUCGCGAGCAUGUACGUCAAGUCCUUCGAAGCACAAGACGGCCAGCAAUUCUCCAUCCGCCAGAUCUUUCGACAAGCCAGGAUCAUGGCGCCAUGUAUGCUCAUCUUCGAAGAUCUGGACUCCCUCGUCGUGGACAAGGUUAGAUCCUACUUCCUCAACGAGGUCGACGGCCUAGAAGACAACGACGGUAUCCUCAUGAUUGGCAGCACAAAUCACCUCGAGCGUCUCGAUCCAGGUAUCGCCAAGCGUCCAUCCCGUUUCGACAGGAAGUACCACUACAAACUGCCCGGCGAGCGCGAGCGCAUCCUGUACUGCGAGUACUGGCGCAAGAAGCUGCAAAAGAACAGCAGCGUCAACUUCGACCAAGAGAUCUGCAAUGUUGUAGCACAACUCACCGAAGGCUUCAGCUUCGCAUACAUGAAAGAGCUUUUCGUCCAGACUCUCCUCGCCAUCGUCGGCGGCAGGGCCGAUAUCGAAGAUGACGACGAAGAAGACUUCUACGACCAUGCCAAAGAAGCCGCAAAGGAGACCAAGAUCGCCGAAGGCUCUGGCAGUCUCCUCAAAUCCGACGAGACCGUCGAAACCACUACGGUGAUCUCCGAAGCGGCAGAGUCGAAGCCUCAACACACCAUGCCCGACGCCACGAUCCCUGAACAUUUGCAACCGAAUUCUUUGAUGCGCAUCCUCCACAAACAGACGAAAGCUUUGUGGCAGGAGAUGGACAACACUGCUGAUGAGAUUCAUCGUCGGACGAAGGUUGGCGGGAGUGGUGACAAACGUUCUGCGAUCAAAGCCCGUAUGGCGGCGAAGAGGCGCUGA